Messenger RNA from Punica granatum (pomegranate), 978 nucleotides. The record is from RefSeq and is a predicted model, not a curated record. NCBI's taxonomy places the organism in Eukaryota, Viridiplantae, Streptophyta, Magnoliopsida, Myrtales, Lythraceae.
ACCCCUCCAUAUAGUCGGAUGAAUAUAUACCCGAUCUCCUUCUCUUAUUAGUUCUAAGACGCUCAUCCUCUCCGGCCGGCUUCCUCCUUGACACUGUCGUUGUACUUGCUUAUUAAUAUACAAUCGGUCGUGCAUCGUGUGCAUCUAUGGCCAUUGUCGAGUCACAGGUUGAAACUGCGAAGACAGAUCUGCCGGAGGACGCAACUGAGGAAUCGACCAAGGUGGUUGCCGAUGGUAAUGAGGUCGGGCUGAAAGCCGCCACCCCUCAGGCCAAAGAGCCGAAGGAGGAAAUGGCCGCAGCCAAUACCAAAGUCGAGACUAUAGAUAAGACAACUGCUACAGAGGAGACGGAGAAGAAUGACAAGGAGAUCACGCCACCUCCGGAGGAUGAAUCACCUGUGGAAGCUGCCGUUCAAGAGAUAGCAUCGGAGUCAGUGCCGGGGGAAACAUUCCUGCAGGCUGAACCUGCCGAGAAACAGUCUGUUGAGACGAAAGAUCAAGCUAAGAUCGAGGCUGCGGAAGUGAUCGUGACCUCUCCCGAGGCUUUGGUUACAGUGGAAGCUGAAGUUACUGCAAAAGCUGACGUGGAAGCCAAAGCUGUGGAAGUCAAGGAAGAGGAGAGAGCCGUUGAAACGACCGAGAAAGUUACCGAAGCAGAAGUAGCAGUGAAAGUUGAGGCCAAGGCGAUUGGCAAAGCUGAUGAGGAGGGACUCAAGGAGGAGGAGAAAUUAGCAGAGACGGCAAAUGAAGUUCUUGCAAUAAAAACCGAGUGAAACUAAUACGAGAUAAAUGGACGACGUUUCGCCUAAUUUACAAUAAUCUUUAGGAUUUCAUGUGAUCUCGAUCAUAUAAUAAUAUUAGUAGUACGUAUAGGUAUAAUCCUUCUCUACAAUGUACGUAACGUAGUCUAUCGUGUGAAGUGUAAUGCGGGCUUGAAGAUCAGUUGAUGAUCAUGGAUUAUCCUUUUUUCCUUUCUAA